AUGACGCGUUACAAUUCGUGUUCCGACUUUCAAUACAUCAGCGAGAAUGUUAUGUGCCUCUUGCAAGGCAGUUGUAUUUGUCUACUUAACCUUGUAAACAAUGAGAGGAAGUUUUUGUUCAUUUCGUGUUGUGAGACCCUUGGGGAAGUUCGCUUCGAAUUGGCGGCGGGCCAGGGAAGAAAAAGCGCGAACGUGGCAAUGGGCCGCCUCACCACACGGGUUGCAGUGAAGGGAGAAACGGACCAUUGCACACACAACGUGGAGGGAAGGUACAUCCCACACCCCGUGAGGAAAAUCUCCUGCAGUGAAAAAGACCAUGCUAUGGCAGUGGUCAUACGUAGACCCUCGGGCGAUUUGUUAUUCUACCUCGUAUUCGAUGAGGCGAAUGGAUUAAACUCCUGCGAGGUGCAAUUAACACACAGAGUUGGGGAAACGAUAAAAGAUGUAACACUGGGGGAUGGCCAGGUGUACCUUUUACUAAAGAGGCGGCAUGCUCGGCCCCCCUUGCAGGAGGGAGAACUGUCUGGAAGGGAUAACACCCGGAAGUUAAGCGACCAGUUGGGUGCUGAUUUACCCUUCGAUGAAGAGUAUCUUAUUUGCACCCUGAAGUUGAGUAGAAAUAAAAAAGAAGACCUCGAAAUAAUAGCCACACACAAGUCUUCAUCCAUUUUUAAAAAAAUGAUGGUGUGCCCAUAUGACGGGAAGAAAAUCAUUUUGGUCUCACAAAAGAGUGUCUUCUUUGUAUCCACCUCAAAUGAGCAUCUUUUAAAAGAAAACGUAACCACCGUGAAGAAGGAACUGUUUGUGAAUAGUCCCAUUGUAGCAACAUCUUGGCUAGACUUUCAUAUCUUCACCAUCUGCCUGUCCAAUAAUGAAGUCCUUUUUUUUAACCUUUCUACCAAUUCGAGGGACCUACCCCGCCUGAGGUGCCACAACAACUACUCCAAAAUCUGCUGCAUUUUUUACCACCUCGAGUAUCUCUUCGUCGCGUUCGCUACGAAGGAAAUUGUCUGCUUCCGCGUGAACUACGGCGCGCUUUCCCCGGCCGCCUUUCGCAAGGUAACCCCAGUCGAAGACAACUACGUAACCACCAAGUGCUUGUUUCAAAAGAGAAAGGAGAACCGGAAAGCGGAGGAGAAGCCCUCGAUGGAGGCACCUCCGAACGAACCAAACACACAACAGGCCAAGGAAAACGAAGCUCUCAACAACAGGAGACAUAUCAGGAGGAAGUCUUCCAAGCAAUCUGGAACCACCUUCGAAUCCAUAUUAAACGAAAUUAAAAACGUGGAAAAUAAAAUAAAUGACAAAGGGUUUGAGUUGUUAGACGAGUCGGAGGGGGAAGGGAGAGUGGACGAUGAGCAGGCAUGGGACUCCGUAGCCUUCGCCGAGUGCGUCGCUCAGUGUAGCGCUGGUUGUGCAAGCUCGAUGGAUACCUACCCCAGUUCGAAGGACGAUUACGCCAAUUUAUGUUCCCCUGGGGAAGAUAAUAUUAUGAACAAGGGAACACCCUCCAAACGAGCACACCGAAAACAUGACCUCUCCCAGAUGCGGAAGAAACGGAAGGCCAAUUUUGCUAAGCUCCACUAUGAUGAAGACAACCUCACACAUAUCUUUACCCCCAUUUCAGUCGUCAAUUUUGAAAAGUACGUGACGCACAGGAUAAUUAGUGUCCACCUGCAUAGAGGGAAAAACCUACUCAUUCAGCUUGAAAAUGGACUGUCAUAUUACACAACAACUUUUAACCGAAAAAAAAUGAGUCCAGCUGAUGACUCCAGUUUCUACCUCUGUGGACAUACUGCUCUGCACAAAAUAAAGGACCUUAAAGUGUGUAGCAGAAAAUACCUUUUCACUUUGGAUGAAGCUAAAAUGCUCAAGUGUUACUCUCUUGCAGACAAUGAAUUGAAUGUUAUAUGCACUGGUGGGGGAAUAAAAUGGUUCGAUGUUCUUUCAUUGAUGGGGGAAUACAACUGCUUGUUUGUGGCCCUCACAGAUGGAUCUUUUUUUUUUAUCAACCUGAUCAGCAGCAAAAUUUUGCUCUACGGGAGUGUGAGGCGGCACUUGGGGGAUGAAACAACUAGAGGAAGACGCGGACCAAGUGUGGGUCGUAGUGGAAGACGGUGUAUCGAAUGUGGUGUCUUCAACAAGGUGAAUGAGCACAUUUUCAAUGGCUACUUCAAGGUGUGCGGGACGCUACUCUUCUUCUUCCUGAUUCACUCCGUGUCGCACCAGAAGUUGUUCAUUUACUUCGUGCAUGAGGUGCUGAUAGGAAGGCUGCUCGCGCAGGUGUGUCAUCAGGGGGGAAGCGACGAAAGCGUCUGUCCAAACGUCACUCAAAAUGUGGACCAAAAUGUCAAUCAAAGCGGCGAGGCGGCCACACUUUUGCUGAGCCUCUCAACGUACAGACGCUCCGACGUCGAUGUCCACGUCGACUUGGAAUUCAGGUCCAAACGCCACUGCGACUAUGCCUGCCUGUUGACGGCCACCGAGGACCUACGCAACUUUUACCUCCUCUUCGUACAACUAAUAAAGAAGGAGAUGAUAAUCAGGACAAAAAAAAAUUGGGACACCAACGUGCGAAUCUUCUAUUGGAAGGUGCCUCACAAGAAUGUAGUCUAUGCAAAGGUCAUUGGCAAUUACCUAGUCCUCGUGGACUUCCAUUUGAAUGUCCGGUUUUUUUACAUGAACAGAGUCACAUUUGGGGACGUCUCCCCGGGAAACUCAAACGAGGUUGCAGCCCUACUCUCGGGAAAAAAGACGUCCUUCCUCAGAAGAUUGAAAAGAGACAAAGGGAGUACUAGACGUGAAGGUGUGCAUGGGCCAAAUGAUGAGGGAAAUGAUUUUGAAGAAUUCAUUUUGAAGCGACGCAGAAGGAGGCAGAAGCCAUUUCGUCCAGAUGGGGUCAAUGAAGAUUCGGAAACCCUGAACCGUGAACCACAUGGACAGCCAAAUGGCGAAGAAAAAUCUGUAGGUUCUCCUCCAUUUCGCAUAAACUUAGGGGAAGAAGACCUACACAUUGAUCUGAGUCAUACGGGUAGAGUUCAAUUCAUUAACGAACAGAUGGAACAGAAUGCUGGACCCAUUUGCGCCUUUUACAUCGUUACGGACUCCAAUACGGUUGUUACGUUCUCCUUUGACAGUUCUGCAUACCCACUUAGGAUGGUCCUGAACCCUGAGGUGCAGGUCCCCUCUAUGAGAGGAACGGAAAGGAUUAACUUCUUUCACCCAGUGGAUAUGAAAAGUGGAACAUACAAUUUGUUCUUGACCAAGGAGAGGCACUUCCGUUUGGAGGGCGUGUCAUGUGCCCCCGCAAUGGUACCCAGUGGUGAUCAGGUGGGAGGCGACCAUGAACGAGGCAAACCACAUGAAGAUAACCAUGUAGGGGGAGAUAAACCCACAAACCAGAGUGAACACCUGAAUUGGGAAUCCUCCCUCGACCUGAUAUGCCAAAAGGACAUGGACUCAACUAUGCAAGCCACCUUGGCGAAGAUAAGUCAAGGGACCCUCUACCCAAGUGAUGUGAAUUUUUUUUUGAGGCAACCCAGUGUGGUGUUUUUAAAAGUGUACAGCAGUGCCCUGAGGAAGCGCCUGCGCGACAAGCGAGGGAAGAGCUUCCAGGAGAGGGUGUCAAUGGAGUGGGGGACACACCCAAGUGGUGCAACAAAAGAGGUUCCUGCUGGUGAUGAUAAAGUUACGUCUUCCGGUGCAGCCAUUUCAGCGGACGCUGCUACCCCUAUCGCUUUCAGUGGCACACCCAACCACACGAACUUCUUCUUCGAUAACGAAACGACCAUCUUCACCUUCCUAAACGAAAACGAGUACCACCUGCCCCUGCAGGAGUGCCUCGAAAACUACAAAAACAAGUUCUACCUGAGUGAACUCCACGCGAAGAGGAAGGAAGAAAGAGAACAAAUAGACAAGCUCCGAAAUCAACUGAAGGAAUUAAUCACCCAAAACGAAAAUAACAACAGCAGUAUAAAAUUGGACAGAAAAAACUUUUUUUUUGACAAAAAAAUUAUUAACGAGUCAGAAAUUUUAAUCAAUGAAUUUGAAAAAAUAAAAAAAAAAUUUGAAAAAAAAAAGAUAGCCAAAGAACAACUAAUAAAAAAACUAGAAAAAAAAUGCUCCCCUCUUGCACAAAUCGAUUUUCUCUUCGGAUUAAACACAAAUUCAUAUGUGACCAAUUCAUUUAAAAAAAGCAGUCACCAUCAUUCUUGUCCCAUUAGAGAGAAAAUCAAAUUGCUGCGCUUUCUCCAACUUAAAGAAUCAGACUUUGUCCAAAAUGUAGAAAAAAAUAAUGUCCUUUGCUUUUUAAAAACAACAAAAGAUUACAUAGAUCGAUACACUGAAGACUUUUCUUGUCUGUUCUUUUCUCACUACUACCCCUGCACAAACAUGAAUUUGAAUUAUUUAUACGCCAAUUUGUUCGGCUCCUCUUUUUCGGCCGGCGGGGUGGACAGCGGGGUAGACGGCGUACAGUGGAACUACCUCCUCUACCCCCCCUGCGAGUUGUUCACGAACGCGCGGAAGCGCCUGCAGUGCUACGUGCUGCAGAUGCUUAUCGACCAGCAAAAGGCGAAAUUUCUCAGCCACUUUCUCGCCCUGAAGGAAGAAAAGCAAAACUACGUGGAAGAAAUAAACUUGUUGUCCAACAAGCUGAAGCUCUCUCUGGAAUCCACAGACAAAUAUUUUAGCCACCCCUACUCUCACACCAUAGAAGACGGCCUCUACAACAGGGGAGCGUUAAAAGGAGUGAAGCGGGAUGCCCUCCUCCCUGUUUCGAACAAAUUCGACCCUCACGUGUUGCUCAAAAUGCACCUGCACAAGCUCAAUGUGGAGAGUCAAAAAGGGGAUGCCUUUGACGAUCAUGAAAAAGGGGACCUAACUCUGAAAAGGGAAAAGAAGGGGGACCAUUUCGGGAUGGCACCUGGGUUACGAGGAAGCGAAGCAGGGGCGGACAAGGAACCCCCCAAAGACACAACCCCUUGCAACGACGAAGCGGACCCAGAAAGUGUUGAGAUAAAAGAGAAGAAGAAAAAUGACGUAAGAAAUGCGCUCUCUGAUGUGAAGAGUUACAUAUAUCAAAUCUCCGACCAGUGCGAGGAAUUCAAUGAAAAGUUAAAACAGUUGAGGAAGAAGAAAUACAACAUACAAAAGCUGAUCAAGCUGCACGAGCUUUACUGUAUUGGUAUUUACGCCACGUUAAUAAAUGAGGAAAGGAAGGAAGAAGCUCUACGCCAAAUAGAAGAGAAGAGGAUUGCAGUGGAGGGGGAGUUAUCUAAGCUUGAGGAUUCGAUGAGACAAUUAGAUGCGCUACAGAAACACAAAAAGAAUUUGGCCCUAAGCGAACUGCUCACAAGGAAGAAGCAAAAGUUCGAGAAGAGGUUCCUCCACGAGUGCAUCAACUUCGAUGUCCUCAUCGAGCAAAAAUAUGAAAAUGUCAUAGGAUUCGACUUCGACUCCAGGAAAAAUUUAUUCAUAAAAAAAAAAAUUAUCCAAAAGCACAUUACAGAUACGAAUCAAAUCAUUCAUGAGAACUUCGAGCUGAGAAAGAGCAUCCGGAAACUAAAGCACGAUAUUUGCAGAAACAAAAUAAAAAAAGACUACCUGCACUUCUCACUCAUGGACAUAGAAGAAGGGGUCGACGACGUCAAGUACCUAAAACAGAAUUGCGAAUUUCUCUUUAGUGACAUAAAUAAUGUGAUCAGCUCACUGGAGGCGAAGAAAAAAAACAGGAAACUCAUUUUUCAAAUUUCGGAACAGAAGCUGCGCGAGCAGAUUAGUAACGUGGACGCGAAAAUUUCAGCGAUGAAAUCUGAGAACGUCGUGUUGGAGGCCAACAUGCAGAGCCUGCUAAAGGAGAUUAGCCAAAUGGACAAGGCGGCGCAGGGCGAUCAGGAGGAAGACGCGACCCACCUACUCGACACGAAGGGAAACUUGGGCGACGACGACGUUGCGCGGGUUAGCAUGUUCUUCAAAUGUUCUGAUGCAGUUGUGGCUGGAGAGAUCGGCGAAGAAAAUGAAACAGACGACGCACCACAUGUAGAGGGAGGGAGCAAUCAACAAAAUGAAACCGACAAUGUGGUGGAACAAAGCCGCGACCACGCACAUAAACAGGCCGCGGAUCAGGACGCCGCUCCUGAAAAAAAAAAACAAAAAAAACUGCGCACCAAGGACAUCCACGAAAGGAGUGCCAUGCUACGGAAAAAAUAUAAGUGA
Messenger RNA from Plasmodium fragile, 6216 nucleotides. RefSeq lists its product as uncharacterized. The transcript has 11 exons. Gene Ontology annotation, molecular function: double-stranded telomeric DNA binding; G-quadruplex DNA binding; single-stranded telomeric DNA binding. NCBI's taxonomy places the organism in Eukaryota, Apicomplexa, Aconoidasida, Haemosporida, Plasmodiidae. The record is from RefSeq and is a predicted model, not a curated record. Gene Ontology annotation, cellular component: Mre11 complex; condensed nuclear chromosome. Gene Ontology annotation, biological process: chromosome organization involved in meiotic cell cycle; telomere maintenance via telomerase; telomere maintenance via recombination. Bases 1 to 6216 code for a protein of 2071 amino acids.